This is a messenger RNA of Cornus florida, 8045 nucleotides long. RefSeq names its product protein CHROMATIN REMODELING 4. The transcript is spliced from 11 exons. Gene Ontology annotation, cellular component: chromatin; nucleus. Gene Ontology annotation, molecular function: chromatin binding; ATP-dependent chromatin remodeler activity; histone binding. The record is from RefSeq and is a predicted model, not a curated record. The coding region runs from base 725 to 7807 and encodes 2360 amino acids. Gene Ontology annotation, biological process: negative regulation of transcription by RNA polymerase II; chromatin remodeling. Lineage: Eukaryota; Viridiplantae; Streptophyta; Magnoliopsida; Cornales; Cornaceae.
AUAUACAUAUAUGUGUAUGUGUAUAUGGUAGAAAAGCAAAAGCAAAAGGCUGCAAUUGCAAAAGAUAGGACACUCUCAUCAGAAUCCAUCAACACCAGCAAAGAGCAAUUGAUGGCGGCGAUUAUGAGAAGUUAGGAAAGAGAGAGAAAGAGAGGGAGAACAGUCACACACGCAUAUAAACAUACACACACUCUCUCUCUUCUUUCUCUCUCUAGAAUAAUGAGAGCGACGAAGGAUAAAGAAAAGGGAAAAAAUUGGGAAGUGCGAGGAGGGAAGAACGGGACAUGCGUCUGGACGUGCCACGUGGCGAGAUGCCACUGGAUGGAUGCUUUUUCUCCGGCUCCCACAACAACACAAUCCCUGCUGCCAUGUCAGAUGGAAAGUGUUAACCCCGUCCUAUGACCACGGCGAGUCCGUAUCAUAUGCCUCUCUCUCUCUAACUUUCUCUCUCUAUUUAUUCGUGUCCCCUUUCUCUCCCUCUCUCUCUUCUCGUAUCUCUCGUUUUUGUACUUCAUGCCCUAAUCUGUCUCUCCUCUUCACUCUCUAUACAUAUAAGAUAAUCUGGCAAAUUAUCUGUAUUGAUUUUAUCUCUCAAUUUCUUGUGUUUUGAUCCAUUUACAAGAUUGGAAUGGCAUUCCGAAAAUUUUGAUACCUGAACUUUAUCAUUGACUCUGAUGUUAUUCCUGUCAAUGGUAUUCAUAAAUGUAACAUCCAGGAUCCAAAGAUGAAGGAGAAUGGUCCUUUGACUACUAAAAUGAUUAACAGAAACUGGGUCUUGAAGCGCAAACGGAGAAAGCUUCCAUGUGGUCCAGAUAUGUCCAAUGAUAAAGAUGACAGUUCCAUACCCUUGGAAUCUCCAACGAAUAUUUCUUCAUCAAAAUGCAAGCUGAAAGAAAUGUGUUCUGAUCAGUCUAUGAACAAGAGGAAAGGAAAUGAUGGGUACUAUUAUGAAUGCGUGAUUUGUGAUCUUGGUGGGAACUUGCUGUGUUGUGAUAGCUGUCCUAGGACCUAUCACCUUCAGUGCCUUAAUCCUCCUCUUAAGCGCAUUCCAAUGGGAAAGUGGCACUGCCCAAACUGCUGUCAGAAAAGUGAUUCGCUUGAGCCCAUAAACCAUCUAGAUCCUGUCCCGGAAAAAGCAACAAAGAUUGUCAUUGGAAAAUCUAAAGCUGGAAUUAAAUCAUCUGACUCUGACAAGGUCUCCCGGAUUUUUGGAAGCUCCAUUCUUGGAAAGAAAAGGUCUUCAGGCAAAAGAAAAUCUUCGUUAUCUCACAGAGUUCUAUCUGUUGAAAAAACUCUAAAUUCUUCCCAUGACAACGAAUCUUCUAGUGCCAACCCUAGUCAUCCAUCUCAUGGUGGUUCUAUAGGGGGUAAUUCUUCACAUGUGAAUGUUGAUGGUGAGAAGAAACCUGAGUUGUCUCUAACAGAUAUACCAACAGAAAAUAAGUCACCCUCUGCUUCUAAGGAAGUCUUGUCUCUAUCUAGGAUUACAGAGUCAAAGUUGAAUGAUGUAGUUCCAGAGAAGAAGCCUGACCUGUAUUGGAACAAUGCAUCUCCAAGAAACAAACUUGUCCCUAGGUCGGAUGCUGCUAUUCAGAAAGCCAGGAAAAGAAAGCAUAAGCUUCAUAUUGGCGGCAAUCAAAAGAAGCCUAGAACUGAUAAAGGUAAAUUCAGUGCAAAUAAUUCUCAUAAACAUGGACCCAAAACAAUUUCCGCAUCUCCUGGAGCCAGUAAACCUCAUCGAAAACGUAAUACUGCUAACAAUGGGGCUUCUGCAUCUCUGUCAAACGAGGAUUGUCGAUUCAAAAAAAGUGUGGAUAUUCAGCGAAAGGAUGAGAGGGUUCCUGAGGAAGCAGGACAUUCGUGGCAUGAAUUACAUGAAGCUGGAAAAAUUGUAAAUGAAACAGUGACAUGUGAAGAUCAUGUUCCUGAUGAAGUCCAGCAGGUCGAUCGAGUUUUGGGGUGUCGAGUAAAAGGUGAUGACAUGAACUCUUCACGUCAGAUCUCUAUGAUGGUUGCAAAUGACCUGCCUUCAGAGGAUUCACUAACUCCAGAUAAACAAAAUAGACUAUCAGAGGAAAAUCCCAGCUGUGAUACAACUUUAGAUGGUGGAGCUGCUGAAAAUUUUCCUGAUGGCUGUCAUAAUACUGUGAGCUAUUUGGAUGAGGAAAAAAAUCCUAAAAGUGAUAUGGGAGGGGAUAAGAUACAGGUAUAUAGGAGGUCAGUCACCAAAGAAUGUAGGGAAGGGGAUGCCACAGAUUCAGUGAGGAAAGAUAUAAAUGGUUCUAGCUCUACACCGCUAAAUGAUAAAAAUCAAGAUGUCUCUGCUUCAAGUACAGAAGACUUGGGGAAAACAGUUGAAAAGAAUUCUGCAUCAGAGAAUAUUGAUGCUAGUUUGAGAAGUCGUGAUGAUAAUCAGGUUUCAAACAAUUGUGAAAUACCUGAAUCUCAAGAAAUCAGUGACACAAAGGAAGCAGAUAUUGAAAUAAUGAAUAGUGGUCCAGAAAGAAAACUCCAAGAAUCCAUAUUGGCUCAAUGUGCAUCUUCUGGUGGAGUUGCAGUUUCAUAUGAAUUUUUAGUUAAGUGGGUUGGGAAAUCACAUAUUCACAAUAGUUGGGUUUCUGAAUCCCAGCUGAAACUUUUGGCAAAGAGAAAACUGGAUAAUUACAAGGCAAAGUAUGGGACUGCAGUGAUAAAUAUCUGUGAGGAAAGGUGGAAGCUGCCUCAGCGGGUGAUAGCUUGUCGUUCCUCCAAAGAGGGUGCAACCGAAGUUUUUGUGAAGUGGACUGCUCUUCCUUAUGAUGAAUGCACUUGGGAAAGAGUGGAUGAACCUGUGAUUGCGAAAUCAUCCCAUCUGAUUGAUUUAUGUAAUCAGUUUGAAUGCCAGACAUUUGAAAGAGAUGCAAUCAAAGAUGCAACACCAAGGGGAAAACGUGAUCGUCAACAAAGUGAUAUAGUUACCCUCUCUGAGCAACCCAAGGAGCUGGAAGGAGGUUUAUUAUUUCCGCAUCAGCUGGAAGCUCUGAAUUGGUUGCGUAAAUGCUGGCAUAAAUCCAAAAAUGUAAUACUUGCAGAUGAGAUGGGGCUAGGGAAAACGGUAUCGGCUUGUGCUUUUAUGUCAUCAUUAUAUUUCGAGUUCAAAGCUACACUGCCUUGUUUGGUUUUGGUUCCUCUUUCAACGAUGCCUAACUGGACAGCUGAGUUUGCACUAUGGGCUCCUAACCUCAAUGUUGUGGAGUAUCAUGGAGGCGCAAAAGCCAGAACCGUAAUUCGCCAGUAUGAAUGGCAUGCCAAUGAUCCGAGUGGGUUCAAUAAGAAAACAGCUUCUUAUAAAUUCAAUGUUCUUUUAACUACUUAUGAAAUGGUUCUUGCUGAUUCCUCUCAUCUACGUGGGGUCCCUUGGGAAGUUCUUGUGGUUGAUGAGGGGCAUCGUCUGAAGAACUCGGGUAGUAAGCUUUUUAGCUUGCUCAAUACAUUUUCUUUCCAACAUCGUGUACUGUUGACUGGUACUCCUCUUCAAAACAAUAUAGGAGAGAUGUAUAACUUGCUAAAUUUCUUGCAGCCGGCUUCAUUCCCUUCUCUUUCGUCAUUUGAGGAGAAGUUCAAUGAUCUUACAACUGCAGAAAAAGUGGAGGAACUGAAGAAACUUGUUGCUCCGCAUAUGCUUCGGAGGCUUAAAAAGGACGCUAUGCAGAAUAUCCCCCCAAAGACUGAAAGAAUGGUUCCUGUUGAGUUGUCAUCCAUACAAGCUGAAUAUUAUCGUGCCAUGCUGACAAAGAAUUAUCAAAUUUUACGCAACUUGGGAAAAGGGGUUCCGCAGCAAUCAAUGCUGAACAUUGUGAUGCAAUUAAGAAAGAUUUGCAACCAUCCUUAUCUCAUACCAGGAACUGAGCCUGAUUCUGGGUCAGUUGAAUUCCUUCAUGAAAUGCGCAUUAAAGCUUCAGCCAAGCUGACUCUGCUGCAUUCUAUGCUUAAGGUUCUACAUAAGGAAGGCCAUAGAGUCCUUAUAUUUUCACAAAUGACAAAGCUUCUUGAUAUCCUUGAGGAUUAUUUGACCAUUGAAUUCGGGGCCAAAACAUUUGAGAGAGUGGAUGGCUCUGUUUCAGUGGGUGAUCGUCAAUCAUCGAUUGCGCGUUUUAACCAAGACAAAAGUCGAUUUGUUUUCUUGUUAUCAACACGCUCAUGCGGCCUUGGGAUCAAUUUGGCCACUGCUGACACUGUGAUUAUCUAUGAUUCUGACUUCAACCCGCAUGCGGAUAUCCAAGCAAUGAAUCGGGCUCAUCGAAUUGGACAAUCAAAUAGACUUUUGGUGUACAGGCUUGUUGUUCGUGCUAGUGUUGAAGAACGCAUCUUGCAGCUUGCUAAGAAGAAAUUGAUGCUUGAUCAGCUUUUCGUCAACAAGUCUGGAUCUCAAAAGGAGGUGGAAGAUAUCUUACGAUGGGGAACUGAAGAACUUUUUCAUGAUUCCUCUAUCAUCACUGGAAAAGAUACAGUUGAGAGUCAUAGCAACAAAGAUGAAGUAGUUACAGAUGUAGAACAUAAGCACAAGAGGAGGGCUGGUGGCCUGGGGGACGUGUACAAGGAUAAGUGUACAGAUGGCAGCACCAAGGUUGUGUGGGAUGAAAAUGCAAUUCUGAAAUUGCUUGACCGUUCAAACCUGCAAUCCAGUUCGCCUGAUAAUGCUGAAGGGGAUUUAGAGAAUGAUAUGCUUGGCUCAGUAAAGUCGCUGGAGUGGAAUGAUGAACCAACAGAAAUGCCAGGGGGAACUGAAUCACCUCCCGUUGUAACCGAUGACAUGUUUUCCCAAGCUUCUGAAAAGAAGGAGGAUAAUUUGGUUAGUGGCACUGAAGAAAACGAAUGGGACAGGCUUCUGCGAGUGAGAUGGGAGAAGUACGAGAAUGAGAAGGAAGCAGCACUUGGUCGAGGGAAGCGCCAAAGGAAAGCUGUUUCUUACAGGGAAGCAUAUGCUCCACACCCUAGUGAAACAUUAAGUGAGCAGAGUGGUGCUGAAGAGGAGCCAGAGCCAGAACCAGAGCCAGAGCGAGAGUAUACACCAGCAGGACGAGCUCUGAAAACAAAGUUCGCCAAGCUUCGUGCUAGACAGAAAGAACGACUAGCUCAGAGAAAAGCAAUUGAAGCAUCUGGUCCCAUUGAGGAAUGGUCCGGACCCGAGUCACUUCCUCAACACCCUUUAUCCAAUGAUAAUGAUGGGGAUCAAGUGACUCGAUUAGUUCAAGCUGUUGAAGAGAAGGCUUCGAUGGUUGACUUGGAAGAUUACAAAGUUGGUCAAACAUUGGAUUCACUGAAGAGCAAGGCUGACUCAAGCCUAAGGCUAGGCAAGAUAUCGAAGCAUAAACUGAGUGAUCAAUUGGAUCUUCAUGUUAAACCUCUUGUCCAUCAUUCUCCUGACACCUUCCUGCCUAGUCACCAGUUACAAGGCACAAGCUAUCCAAGGUCAAUGUCCAGCAGCAACUUGUUACCAGUUCUGGGACUGUGUGCUCCUAAUGCUAAUCAAAAGGAAUCAUCACAUAGGAACCAUUCAAGAUCAUAUAGCAGACAAAACCGGCAAAGAAUUGGACCAGAGUUCCCAUUCCACAUAACCCCUUGCCCUGGGAGUUCGAAUGAGAUGGAUGUUAUAGGUCACGAGACUGCCUCAGACAAAUUAAAAUUGCCGGAUACAUCAGCUGAAAUUCUGCAACAGCGGAUGAAGCACAGCAUGCCCGAUAAUUAUCUCAUGUGUAAUUCGCAUCUUCCGGCUUUUCCUCUACGAAAAGCUUCUGAUCAUUUAGAAAAUUCAGGCACAACUUUGUCUGAUAUUCCAGAAAAGAUGGUGCUGCCUAAAUUACCUUUUGAUGAGAAAUUGCUGCCCAGAUUUCCAUUUCCUGCCAGAAACAUGCCCCAUCCGCUUCCUGACCUGUUACCCAGCUUAUCAUUGGGGACAAGAAUUGGAGAUGCAAAUGACUCUGUGCAAGACCUUCCCACAAUGCCAUUGUUGACAAAUUUGAAAUUUCCACAAGAUGCUCCUAAAUAUAGCCAGCAAGAGAGGGAGGUGCCUCCUAUGUUGGGUUUGGGUCAGAUGCCACCUGCAUAUUCUUCAUUCCCUGAAAACCACAGGAAGGUUCUUGAAAAUAUAAUGAUGAGAACGGGACCUGGAUCGAGCAACCUGCUCAAAAAGAAAACAAAACUAGACAUGUGGUCUGAGGAUGAACUUGAUUUUCUAUGGAUUGGUAUUCGCAGACAUGGACGGGGCAAUUGGGAUGCCAUGCUUCAGGACCCCAGGUUAAAAUUCUCCAAAUUUAAAACUGCUGAAGAUUUGUCAGCAAGGUGGGAGGAGGAACAACUCAAGAUCCUGGAUGGGCCAACUUUUCCAAUGCCAAGACUAAUCAAGCCUACUAAAUCUACCAAAUCUUCCUUAUUUCCUGCCAUUUCUGAUGGAAUGAUGGCAAGGGCAUUGCAUGGAAGCAAAUUUAAUGGGCCCCUUAAAUUUCAAACCCACCUGACGGACAUGAAAUUGGGUUUUAGUGAUCUAGCAUCCAGCUUACAACAUGUAGAACCACCGGAUCAAGUUGGUUUGCGUAAUGAGCAUUUUGCACCUAUUCCUACUUGGAAUGCUGAUAAAUUGCGGGCAAAUUUAUUUGAAGAUUCAAUCGCUGGACCCUCAGAUAGACCUGGUACUUCUUCAAAUGUACAGAUUGAGGAACCAUUUCUGCUGAAUUCCUUUGGAGCCAAUAGAUCGGUUUCUCUAGGGUUUAACUGCUCAGGUAGCUUUGAUUUACAUCAGGUGGAUGGACAAGGAGCAAGUAAGUAUGGGAAGUUACCAAGUCUUCUUGAUAGGUCGUUAAAUGUUUUGCGUGAUUCCAAUAAUAACAUGGGGAUUGGUGAAUCUGCCAGUUCUGCUUUGCUACAUGAUUUUAAUAAAGGUCUGAAUGCGUCCCAUUCCAAGGGGAAAGAAGGGGUAGUUGAAAGUAGUUCUUCAAAGAACAAGCUGCCUCAUUGGCUUCGUGAAGCUGUAAGUGCUCCUGCAAGACCCCCAGAUCCUCAACUGCCACCAACUGUCUCAGCAAUAGCACAAUCAGUUCGCUUGCUAUAUGGGGAAGAGAACCCCACUAUUCCACCAUUUGUAGUCCCAGCCCCGCCUCCUUCCCAACCAAAGGAUCCACGAUGGAGUUUGAAGAAGAAGAAGAAGAAGAAGAAGAAGCGGAGGUCACAUACACUUUGGCAGUUCCCACCAAAUACUGCAGUAACCAGCAAUAACUUCCAAAGUAACCUCCACAGCGACGAUGUUGCUUCAACCUCCAUUCCAUUGGCCCCACCAUUUCCUCUGCUUACACAAUCAGCUGCUGGAACUUCAGGACUGACUUGGAUUGAACCCAACCUCAAUGUGCUCCAUCCUCUCAAUGAUAUGACGAAUCCAUCACCCUCAUCAGUGUGUUCAAAUCCCCAGAGGAAAGCAAGUGCUGGAUUGGCCCCCUCCCCUGAAGUGCUUCAAUUGGUGGCAUCCUGUGUUGGUCCAGGUACCGUUCCAAGCAUGACAAGUUCAAGCUUCCUCGAAAGCAAGCUGCCUUUGUCAAAAUCUGUUGACCUAGGAGGAUUGCCAAACUCAGAAGAUGCAUAUGGGAAAAAGAAAGCUAAGCAGGGUUCACCUCUUGGUUUGUGGGGUCCACUUCAAGGAGGGAAACCAGACCGAACUGAGAGUGGGGAUUCCAGCAAGACUCAAUCAGAUCCUACUCGGGCUACACAGCCUGAUGUAGAGGAAAUAUCAUCAGAGGGGACUGUGUCAGAUCAUCGUGCAAGUGAACAUGAACCAUAGCCUUGAUAUCAGAGUAAUGAGUAGAGAGUAGUUAGUUUUUCCCAUGCUACUAAAGUUUCAGGCCCUUCAUGGAUGUGCUCAAAAUUUUUGUAGGCAUGAUGCAGUGAGUGUUGGACUAGCAAGCAAGUAUAGGAUCUUUUAGGACAUCCCGUGUAAAGCUUCUGUAAGAGAAAUGAAAUACAUGAUGUUGCCUGUUUGUUGCUGCUUCCUUUUUAUUUUUAUUUUUAUUUUUUUAAUA